CGUAUUGCUGCUGUGGGCGCUCCCGCGUCGCGGUGGAUAAUCUGGGAUGCAUUAUUUCUUGUGAGGAUGUUGCUAGGUCUGUUGCUGCUGUAUGUGUAUUGGUAACGUUUCCUGUAAAAUGUCCCUUGUUAUCAGGGAUUUCUCUUGAUUUUUAGUAAAAAGUCGCCCAGUCCCUCGUAGAAAAUGGUGAUGUUUGUGAUAAAACGGCUCUGAUUGGGUAUACUCUGGCCACCCCUCCUGCACCAUGCACUGAAGUGGGUUACCUGACUACAUAUUUCAACAUAUCGUCACAGUUCAUGAUGAGCUGAAACCUAGUGUUUAUUGAAGAUCACUCAGAAGAAUUAAAAAGAUUCACUUUUGGUUCCCUUGCUGCAGAUGUGAUCAAAAAAUAUAAAGAAAGGAGUCUGUGGAAGAAAAUGAAUCUAACAGAGCUUUGUGACAGUGCAAAAAAAGGCAGAGAAUAUGCUCUUCUUGGGAACUAUGAUUCUUCACAGGUUUACUAUCAGGGUGUGAUCCAGCAGAUCCAGCAGUACUGUCAGACAGUCAAGGAGGAGCCAGCACUAAAAGCCAAAUGGCAGGAGGUUCAGCAGGAGUUAAUAAAGGAGUACGAACUAGUGAAGACUAUUGUUAGAACCUUGGAAAGCUUCAAGAUUGAUAGACCUAUAGCUUUCUCAGCACCACGGCAAGAAGAAUUGAAAGACCCUGAUAUCUGGCCACCUCCUCCAGCAGAACACAGAGCUCCUCCUUUCAUGAAGCGGCCAAAUCGUGAAAUAAAACCAGUGAAGAAGGACUUGCCACCAGCUCGUGUAGCAUUGGGUAAAGCACAGGCCUUAGCAAGAAAUGAAAAACCUGCGAGUGCCAGUAAUCCUAGAGGAAGGGGAAGGGAUGAGAAGGGCAAAAAGAAUCCUCAAGAUGGAGGUGUUGAGGCUGAAGUAAAAAAAUUUGAUGGAGCAGGAUAUGAUAAAGAUUUGAUUGAAGCUCUUGAAAGGGAUAUUGUGUCACGUAAUCCAAGUAUUCAUUGGGAUGACAUUGCUGAUUUAGAAGAAGCUAAAAGGUUGCUAAGAGAAGCAGUUGUUUUACCUAUGUGGAUGCCUGAUUUUUUUAAAGGAAUCAGAAGGCCAUGGAAGGGUGUUCUAAUGGUUGGACCUCCUGGAACUGGGAAAACUAUGCUAGCUAAAGCAGUCGCAACUGAAUGUGGCACAACUUUUUUUAAUGUUUCAUCCUCUACUCUAACAUCCAAAUACAGGGGAGAGUCGGAAAAACUGGUGCGCCUCUUAUUUGAAAUGGCUCGUUUUUACGCUCCAACAACAAUAUUUAUUGAUGAAAUCGAUUCUAUAUGCAGUCGCAGAGGCAGCUCUGAUGAACAUGAAGCAAGUCGCCGAGUCAAGUCAGAGCUACUAAUACAAAUGGAUGGUGUUGGUGGUGCAUCAGAAAAUGAUGACCCCUCAAAAAUGGUUAUGGUACUGGCUGCUACAAAUUUUCCAUGGGAUAUUGAUGAAGCAUUAAGAAGGCGACUAGAAAAACGAAUUUAUAUUCCUCUUCCUACAGCAAAAGGCAGAGCUGAGUUGCUGAGGAUAAAUCUUCGAGAAGUCGAAUUGGAUCCUGAUAUUAAUAUUGAGAGCAUAGCAGACCGAAUUGAUGGCUACUCUGGUGCUGAUAUAACUAACAUUUGUAGGGAUGCUUCUUUGAUGGCAAUGAGGCGGCGUAUCCAGGGGUUGACUCCUGAAGAAAUCCGAGCACUGAAUAAAGAAGAAUUACAGAUGCCUGUCACAAUGACUGACUUUGAACUAGCUCUCAAGAAAGUUUCCAAGUCUGUUUCAGCUGCAGACCUGGAGAAAUAUGAAAAAUGGAUGGAAGAGUUUGGUUCUGCAUAAUGAUCCUGUUUUUCUCAUUGAACUUUGACAACAAAGAAUGUUAGUCACAAAUGUGGAAAUAUGUUUUGACUGCUUUUUAAAUUCAGUGCUCUACAGAAAAAAUAUAUACAUUGUAAAUUGGUUUUGCACUUUGCAGCUGAAUGAGGCACAUUAAAAACUGUAUGUUAAAUUUCA
Molecule: messenger RNA, 2048 nt
Organism: Protopterus annectens (West African lungfish)
Lineage: Eukaryota; Metazoa; Chordata; Ceratodontiformes; Protopteridae
Gene: KATNAL1
Product: katanin catalytic subunit A1 like 1
Exons: 13
Coding region: 417-1874 (485 amino acids)
Biological process (GO): microtubule severing
Cellular component (GO): microtubule cytoskeleton
Molecular function (GO): ATP binding; ATP hydrolysis activity; microtubule binding
Source: RefSeq, a predicted model, not a curated record